Molecule: messenger RNA, 975 nt
Organism: Suillus fuscotomentosus
Lineage: Eukaryota; Fungi; Basidiomycota; Agaricomycetes; Boletales; Suillaceae
Product: ribosomal protein L17
Exons: 4
Coding region: 56-901 (281 amino acids)
Biological process (GO): translation
Cellular component (GO): ribosome; mitochondrial large ribosomal subunit
Molecular function (GO): structural constituent of ribosome
Source: RefSeq, a predicted model, not a curated record
GCCACAUCCUCUCGUGUCACUUGUUCCGAAGAAUAAGUUGCGAACCUAGGCAGCCAUGAAACAUGGAGUAGCCUUUCGAAAAUUCUCGAGGACAUCCUCGCAUCGGAAUUUAAUGCUACGGAAUCUUGUGACUUCCCUCUUCGAACACGAGCAAAUUAGAACAACAUUACCCAAGGCCAAAGACACUGCCAGGUUGGCAGAGAAGAUCAUUACGCUAGGGAAGAAGAACAACGAGACUUCGUAUCGCCAGGCUCAAGCAUUCAUCUUGAAACCUCCUGUCCUCCCUAAGCUUUUCACUACCUUUGCCGAGCGUUAUGCAAACAGGCCAGGGGGCUAUACGCGGAUCCAUAGGCUCGAUAAUCGAUUCGGAGACAAUGCACCCAUUGCUCUCCUUGAGCUCGUCGACAAUCCCCAUGACUUCAAAUUGGAGAUGACUGCACGCGCAGUAGGGCGGGAACUCUUGAAUGAAAAGCUUCGGUGGGACUCACCCCGCGGCGUCGUCAACAGCGGUGUUCAAAACGCAGAUAUUACCGUUGCAAAAGAGCUGAACUUGGGCGGACUUGACAGCGGUGAACUGCGGCCAACGACGAGACGUAAUCUUCAAAAAGUCAUGAAAUAUCGAGGACGAGAGGCAUUAACAGAAAUAGGUGCCAAGGCUUCAGCUUAUAUUGAAACCAUUUUGGCCAAGCCGGUCGCCGAAGCCAAAAUGCAACUUCGAGCUGACUCCAAGGAGAAGGAGAAAGCUCGGAAACGAGGGAACCCCAACUUUGUGGGCAGCUUCCCAGUUUUGCCAGCCCGUGCAGGUGUUGCAUUACCUGGAGAGACUCGGCCUGCUAUGCGGCUCGUUCAAGGGGCACUCGGUCGGCCCGCUCGUUGGAAGGGCAGGCGUGCACUGGCAUAAUAUAUACCUCAUGCAUGUUUGAUUACAAUCUUAGGUUCUAAUUCAUGCAUAAUAUUCGAGCUUGAGUACAACUC